Messenger RNA from Strigops habroptila (Kakapo), 5442 nucleotides. It is a transcript of the gene ZC3H14, whose product is annotated as zinc finger CCCH-type containing 14. Gene Ontology annotation, cellular component: cytoplasm; nucleus. Lineage: Eukaryota; Metazoa; Chordata; Aves; Psittaciformes; Psittacidae. The coding region runs from base 129 to 2321 and encodes 730 amino acids. The transcript is spliced from 17 exons. Gene Ontology annotation, molecular function: metal ion binding; poly(A) binding. Gene Ontology annotation, biological process: regulation of mRNA stability. The record is from RefSeq and is a predicted model, not a curated record.
GCCGUGUACUCUCUGGCGCAGCGCUCCAGAGCUGGCGCGGCCUGCGGCGGGAGCGGAGCCGGGAGGCCGCGGUAGGAGGGAACGGGAGGGGACGCGGUACGACGGGAAGGGAUCGGAUCGGCGCGACCAUGGAGAUCGGCACCGAGAUCAGCCGCAAGAUCCGGGGUGCUAUAAAAGGAAAGUUGCAGGAGCUGGGGGCUUAUGUUGAUGAAGAGCUCCCUGAUUAUAUUAUGGUUAUGGUGGCCAAUAAGAAGAGUCAGGAGCAGAUGACAGAAGACCUUUCCCUUUUCCUUGGAAACAAUACUGUCAGAUUUACUGUCUGGCUCCAUGGUGUUUUGGAUAAGCUGCGAUCUGUUACUACUGAACCAACUAGUGUAAAAUCCUCGGAAUCUAAUAUCUUUGAGAGCAACCUUCCUUCCAGCAAAAGCAGUUCAUGUGUGAGUGAUGAGAGGAGGCGUGAGGAUACCUUGCCACCUCUUGCGGUUUCCAGCACUCGAACUGAAAGAAAUGACUCAAGAGUUUCAACUAGCUCGCAGGAGCAAAGGAACACUGCUUCACGGCAGUCUUGUGAAGAUGGUUCCGCAUCCCGCUUAACAUCUACAGUCAAGCCUUUGAGGGAAUUGUCACCUUCUGAAGCUGUAAUCGACAUUAAACCUGAACCAGAUGAUCUAAUUGACGAAGACCUAAACUUCGUGCAGGAGAAUCCUUUGUCACGGAAAAAACCCAUUGUAACUGUAACUUAUAGUUCUUCUCGUCCUUCCGCUGAAAUCUACCGACCACCAGCUAGUAGGAGUGCAGAUGGCAGUACACACGUGCACAGAUUGUCACAACAGGGCAACUUACAGGGGAGCCGGCAGUUAGACACGCAAAGCAGCAGGUCUUUGGAAACAGGCCAGCUGUGCAAUCCAGAAACAUUUGGCAGCUUAGCAGAAAGUUACAAACCCACCUCCAAACUUAGUGUUGAUAAAGUAGGCAGUGAGGAAGAAAGCUCCAGGAAGAGACGGUUGCCUGUUGUGAGCUCGGUAGUCAAAGUGAAAAAGUUCUGUAAUGAUGGAGAAGAUGAGGAGGAAGAGGAAGACUAUGGAUCACGAACAGGAAGCAUCUCCAGCAGCGUGUCUGUACCUGCAAAGCCAGAAAGAAGACCUUCAUUGCCACCUUCAAAACAAGCCAAUAAGAAUUUAAUACUGAAAGCAAUCUCUGAAGCACAGGAAUCGGUUACAAAAACAACCAAUUAUUCCACUGUUCCACAGAAACAGACUGUUCCAGUUGCACCAAGAACUCGAAUUAGCCCAGAAGAAUCUCAGUUAGAAUUAAUCCAUGUGCAAAGCGGACUGCCUGCUCUGAGUUCCCAGCUUCAAGCAGAAGAGCCAAAGGAGCGGACAGCUGAAGGAAUUCAAGGAGCUGAACAAAAGGAGCUCUCUUCUCGGCUCCAGAUUGAUCCUGCGAUUGAAGAUACUUUGCAAGUGGCUCAAGAUUACUACGAUAUAGAAUCUAUGGUUCAUGCAGAUACUCGGUCAUUUAUCCUGAAGAAGCCCAAGUUAUCUGAGGAAAUACUGGCACAGAAUCAGCAAUUGGGAAGGAAGGCCACAGAGGCAAUGCGAGUGCUCUCGGGACGUCUAAUACAGACACGAGACCAGCUUACACAGCCAGAGAAACCUGCUAGUCCCAAGUUCAUCGUGACACUGGAUGGCGUGCCCAGUCCACCAGGAUACCUUUCUGAUCAGGAAGAGGAAGAUAUGUGUAUAACUGAAGGAUUAAAGCCAGUUAACCAAAGUAUGUGUGCCGGCAAAGGAUUAAAAGGCCUUCGAGCACAGCAGAUGCAAAUUGUAACCAGGCAGCUGGAGAGCUGUGAUGUGGAUAUUGAAGAGUUAAACAUGCUGCAAAAACAGGAGAAGGUGCUUGAGCGCUGCAAGUACUGGCCUGCCUGCAAAAAUGGGGACGAAUGUGUGUUCCAUCACCCCACACUGCCUUGCAAAGUUUUUCCUAACUGCAAAUUUGCUGAUAAAUGCUUGUUCAUCCAUCCAAACUGUAAAUACGAUGCAAAGUGCACCAAGCCAGAUUGUCCUUACACUCAUGCCAGUCGACGACUCCCCCAUACACCUCCUAAGCCAGCACCACUACCCACGCCGUCUAUAUCCUCCAGUAGCCCACUGUGCAAGUUUUUUCCUGCUUGUAAGAAAAUGGAAUGUCCGUUUUACCACCCAAAACAUUGUAGAUUUAAUACCCAGUGUACGAGACCAGACUGCACCUUCUACCAUCCAACCAUUGCUGUUCCUCCUCGCCAUGCCUUGAAAUGGACUCGAGCUCAAACCAGUGAAUGAUUCUGAUGAACUCGGGACUGGACUUGGCCUCCUCCGGGCAGCAGCAGAGAGGAAGGGGAUAUAGGGACACUGUAACCACCAGGGCCACAGGAUGCUAGAAAAAUCCAUGCAUUUUAAACUUUUAAUAUAUAUUGUUUUCAUAAAAUGAGGUUGAUUGAUUGCAUACUUGAAAUGUCUCUAAUUUUCCAAGUUUGUAAGUUUGAGCAAUUUUACAUUUUUUUUACACUGUAAGAAGAAAAUGUGUAAGAAAAGUUUUACUUUAAAUUCCAUUAAAAAUUUUCAAAGGACAUUUUGUGUUCUCUUUAGGCAAUUUGUCUUGCUUAAGAUGAGGUGUCUCGAAAAAGUAAGUGUAUAUGAGAAGGGCUUAGAAAGUUUAUUCCUCUAUUCAGAUUGUACCAGCCAUGGGUUUUGUUCAGCAAAUGUUUGGUACAAGGCUUGCAACUGGCCUCAUGUCUCAGUGUGGUGACUGACCUCUUCACCUGCUCACAGAGAGAGUGAAGGGGUUGUGUUGUCUUCAUGGGGUUUUUCCGUGUGGUCGUUGCCAUACCUCGGUACUUUCUCAAAUGAGUUAAAGACAAGGGAACAAAACUGCUUCACGAGCAAGAAUUAAACCAUGAAUGACAUCGCGCACCAUUUAAUAAAAAGCUUAUGAAAUUAAAUACCAUUUCACUUGAAAAUAAGUGUUGUUUCAGCUGCUUCCAUUGAUAGCAGGAAGACAGAAAUCCUGUCCCUCUCCCCAGUGCUUUUUGGAUAAUCCUUUUUUCUUCCAGCACCCCUGGACCACACCGUGUCACUUCCUCGUUUGAGAAAGUUCCUGUGGCUGAACACUGCAAAUCUCAAGCCCAGAGGGUGACCAUGAAGAUGUUUCGGUGGCAUUCUAACGACAAAAAGUGUUGAGCAGUAACAGAAAUGCACUUUUUUAUUAAAUCUUCUGUAUCUUUUGGGGAACUACAUUUUCACAAAAAUAUACAAAAGAAUUUCUUUUUACAAAUAUUUACAUUUGAUAUCAGAAAACAAUGGUAGCUACAUAUUUUAAACUUAAAUUUGACAAAUAUAGUCUGGAAUUCUGAAACUCAACACUCCAGGAAAGUAUUUUUUAAUUUUCUGUGUGUGUGAAAUAAAGUACUCAAAGUUCAUAUUCAAAUUUAAAAAAAAUCUUAAUGCAAAAAUCUGACAUUUACCUUUUUGUGUAUAUAUAUAUAUAUAUAUACUUUAAAUAAACAUACAACAUUGUUACAGGGAUUAGAUGUUCAUGGUGGAAGCCAAAAUGGAGUACACGUAAACCCAUGAUCCUUAUUACAGUAGCACAGGACCGUACCUUUGGACUAGUUUAAAAUACCUUUUUUUUUAAUUCUUUUUUUUGCUAAAGCAGGAGGGGUUAUCUGACACACUCCAUAACGCAACACAACAAAGCUGAACAGACAACUAGAGUUUAAGUUUAAAGCACUACAGUACAGUGUGUUCCUAAGGUGACCUGCCGGGGGAGUGGAGGAGGAGCGGGCGCGCUCUUGUGCCGCACGGAGCAUUGCCACACGGGAUCGCCAGGUGAAAGACCAAGUUACAGUGCUCGCUAGGGAAUUUCCAAAGCCCUCCUCAGCCAUCCCUCCUCAGCCAUCCCUCAGAACGAGCUGUCACCAUGACACUGUUUUCAGUAUGAGAUGAGGAGACAGUAACAUGUAAGGGCAGCAGAGCACUAACACCAUCUCCACUGCUGGAUUUCAACAGCUUUGAUGUCUUACAACAUCCUGUACCACAUCCAGCAUCAGGCAAGAUGCUGCUUUUUCUCUGCUAAAAUCAAAAGUGAGUAAGCCAAGCCACAAAGCUAAAGUGCACGUGUUUUUAAAGGGAAUGGGUCUAAUGCAUUUACUUAGAUUGUUAUGUUACUUGAUCACUGUGGUCCCACAUGUACGCUUAAGUGAAAUUUUACAUUAAAAUUGCAUUAACUUCACAAAUCAGUAAUGCAGCUUUUCCAUUACUUAAUAUUAUGUGCUGUAUACCUGUAACUGAACUAAAAAGCAUAAACAAAGCUUAGAAUUACCAGAUAGGCUUUAAAAGGCAAAAAAUAAAGCUAUUUCGCACCUAAAACCACAACGCAAUGAUGAGUAGUAGCAAGGAAAGGAAAACCAGACCAGAAAUGUGGAAAGCCUACCUACCAGCACCAACCUUUCAUAACAGCACAAAACCCUUCUUUUUUUUUCCAUGCCAUUUGUGCCUGUUUCCAUGCUUGGAGUUUAUUUAGCAAGUCUAGUUACUAAAUUCCCAGAGAGCUCAGCACAGAGCACGGCCCGGGUGGGACUGGUCUUGGAAUUUGUGACUCAGUUAACAGAAAAUUCAUUUUCAGCAACAAAACACCUUGUACUGGCUCCACCGUGGUAAGAGCUGCACUGGGGUUCGAGCUGGCUGAGCUCGCACAGCCACCCCGUUGUUUAUUUGGGGACUCGGGGGGAGUUGGGUCAAGGGCUCCUGUGGGAAGGGGAAUAAAAAAAAAGGAGAGCAAUGGGAAAGCUAAUGAGUGAGUAAUUGGAUGAGUAAUGGGAGGAUGUUACAUGAAAACCUUUAUGGUUUUGAUUUCCCCAGUGGCUGACACCGAACACCCACCUCUACCACCUCCCUCUUUCAGCACCCAUCAACAGGAUACUCGCUUCAGUCACCUGUGGUUUCUUCCUCAAGCACUCACCUCCUGCCUCAGCCCCACAGAGACCUGCCCAAGAUGGUGCCAGCUUUGUGAAAGCUGCAGUUCCACUGAGCAAUGGGACAGCAGCAUUCCUCCCCUGCGGGAGAAGAAUUCCUCUCAGGAAGAACUGGUAUAACACAACUGACCUCAAUCCUCCAGUUCAAAACACCUGCUUUGUUGGGCCCAUUUAAUAGUUAAGUGGGUACAAUGAGCUUGCUUUCAAGAACAAAGAACGGUGUGAAUCAGACACACUGUUACAUCACUGCCACAAACAUCACAGUACUUUUGGGGAUAGUUUUAAAAAAAAAAAACAAGUUUAAGGUGGUUGGGUUUGGUUUGCAGGGGUUUUGUUUUUAAAUAAGCUCUCACAUGACAUCUGUGCCCAAACUGAGCAAAAUAUGUAUUACUAAGGGCAAAAUCACUUUGUAGGGUCUUGAAGUUUUCCCA